CCGGCUGACGGUCACUAUUGCGUUAAAAGACUGAACUUCUCGACCGACCUGCAUCGACACUACAGUAAACUGGUGAAAAGCUACUGACAAUCUCUCUCAACCCUUCAUCGGACAGUUCACCAACUCUAAACCUGCAUAUCACUGAGUGGGCCCCUCUGUUGAUGACAUUCCUAACUGUCACCCAGAUGCUUCCAUGACCAGGGUUGAAAGCCUGAACUGAAACUUCACUUGUGUAUGGAACCCCCCUGGUUUAAACCUACACAAACCAACCUUGAGGGGGUUGCUAUUUGGAGCCAAAUAUGUUUCAUCUGAUCAAGAAAGACAAGGACAAGGAUAAGGAUGAGAGGAAGAAGGACAAAAAGGACAAAAAGGAGAGGAUGUCCCAGGCAGAGCUGAAUAGUCUGGAGGAAAUGAGCCAGAGGCGGGGCUUCUUCAACCUCCACCGAGGAGGCUCUAAGCGGGACAACAAAGGCAAGCUGGAGAUCUCCAGCCCCAUCCCUAUCAAGGUAGCCAGCAACACAGAGCUCAGCUUUACUGAUCUAGAUGCUGAUCGCUUCAGCAACCGUGGCAGCAUGGUCCUGGACUUGGGCCAGAUGAGUGCCGCCAGCUCCAGUGAUGACAUCAAGGGGGAGUGGGGACAGGAUCCCUGUCGCACCUCUGUUAAGGAGCGAGCGGCCAAGUUCGGCAGCCUGGCAAAGCAGCACUCCCAGGUGGGCCAGGUCAUGAAGCGCUUUUCCUCCCAGAAAAACAAAGAGGGGAGUGUCUCUGAGGCCUCCACACCAAGCUCAACACAACCAUCUCCCCAGAUAGAGAACAAGGUGUUUGACCACCACAGACAUGACUCCCAUCUGCAUCUCCAGGGCCACGGCAGGGCUGGGAAGAGGGUUCAUAUCCCAGAGGUGGUGGAGAAGACCUUCCCGGCAGACCUGCAGCUGCCUGGCGUCUUGGCGCCGCCCAUGCCUGAGCUCAAGGAACUGGAGCUACAGCGCCGCAACACAGGAGACUUUGGCUUCUCCUUGCGCCGCACAACCAUGUUGGACCAGCAGCCUGAUGGUGGGGUCUACCGCCGCGUGGUUCACUUCGCUGAGCCUGGUGCCGGGACCAAGGACCUGGCGCUGGGUCUGGUGCCUGGAGACAGGUUGGUUGAGAUCAACGGGCACAACGUGGAGAAUAAGAGCCGGGAUGAAAUCGUGGAGAAGAUCCGUCAGUCUGGGGACUUUGUGAGGCUGAAGGUGCAGCCCAUUGUGGAGCUGAGUGAGCUGAGCCGCUGCUGGCUGAGGAACAGCAGAGAGGCCUACGAUGUGAAGACUGAGGAGCAGGUAGCUGCUGAGAAGGCCUGGUACGGGACUGAGAAAGUAUGGCUGGUUCAUAAGGAUGGAUUUUCCUUGGCGACCCUGUUGAAGACGGAGCCAGGCAGUCUGCCAGAGGGGACAGUCAAGAUCAGACUGGAGAGCGACGGCUCGUUGCUGGAUGUGGAUGAGGAUGAUGUGGAGAAGGCAAACCCUCCAUCGUUUGACCGCGUGGAGGACCUGUCCUCGCUGCAGUACCUCAAUGAGUCCAGUGUGAUGCACUCCCUGCGCCAGCGCUACGGGGGCAACCUCAUCCACACCCACGCUGGACCCAACAUGGUGGUUAUCAACCCCAUCAGCACUCCCUCAAUGUACUCUGAGAAGGUGAUGCACAUGUUUAAGGGGUGCAGGAGGGAGGACACAGCUCCUCACAUCUAUGGUGUGGCCCAGUCAGCCUAUAGGAAUCUGUUGACCACCCGCCAGGACCAGUCCAUUGUGCUACUGGGAAAGAGCGGCAGCGGCAAGACCACCAAUUGUCAACACCUGGUUCAGUACCUGGUCACCAUCGCUGGCAGCACUGGCAAGACCUUCUCUGCGGAAAAGUGGCAGGCAGUCUACACCAUCCUGGAGGCCUUUGGGAACAGCUCCACCUCCAUGAAUGGAAAUGCCAGUCGCUUCUCUCACAUCGUGUGUCUGGAUGUUGACCAGGCUGGUCAGGUGGCCUCGGCCUCCAUUCAGACCAUGCUGCUAGAGAAGCUAAGAGUGACCAGGCGGCCAGAGGGAGAGUCCACUUUCAAUGUCUUCUACUAUAUGAUGGCUGGAGCUGACAGCUCUCUCAAGACUAAGCUGCACUUCAACCACUUUGCUGAGAACAGUGCUUUCGGAAUCGUGCCUCAACCCAAGUCUGAAGACAAGCAGCGGGCCUCCCAGCAGUUCACCAAGCUGCAGGCAGCCAUGAAGGUCCUGGGCAUCAGUGGGGAGGAGCAGAGGGCCUUCUGGCUGGUCCUGGGGGCCAUCUACCACCUAGGGGCUGCAGGAGCCACCAAGGCCGGUAGGAAACAGUUUGCAUGUCAUGAAUGGGCGCAGAAGGCCGCCUACCUGCUGGGCUGCACUCUAGAAGAGCUCUCCUCCUCCGUCUUCAAGCACCAGGCCAAGGGCACCCUGCCCAGAGCCAGCUCUAUACGCCAGGGGACGGACGAUGCAGCAGGAGACUUCUCAGGUUCCAAGGCCACAGCCAUGGAGUGUUUAGAAGCCAUGGCAUCUGGGCUGUACUCAGAGCUCUUCACCCUCCUCGUCUCCCUCAUCAACCGUGCUCUGAAGUCCAGCCAGCACUCUCUGUGCUCCCUGCUCAUCGUGGACACCCCGGGCUUCCAGAACCCUCGCCUGGCCAAGCGGGAGCGCGGAGCCACCUUUGAAGAGCUCUGCCACAACUACACCCAGGAGCGCCUGCAGACACUGUUCUAUCAGCGCACCUUUGUACAGGAGCUAGAGAGAUACAAAGAGGAAAACAUAGAGCUCGCAUUAGAUGACAUGGAGCCCAGCACAUCUCUGUCUGUAGCUGCAGUAGACCAAGCGCCAAGUCAAGCCCUGGUGCGGACGCUGAGGACUGAUGAGGCUCGGGGCCUUUUGUGGCUGAUGGAAGAGGAGGCUCUGCAGCCUGGGGGUUCAGAGGAUACUCUACUGGGACGCCUCUUCAGUUACUAUGGCCCUGCUGAGGGAGAGAGCAAAGGUCACACCUUGCUGCUGAAGAGUGGGAAGCUGCAUCACUUUCUGUUGGGUCACAGUCAUGGGACAGACUGGGUGGAGUAUGACGCCCGUGGUUGGCUGAGCCAUGCCAAACAGAACCCUGCCUCUACCAACGCAGGGAGUCUCCUGCAGGAUUCCCACAAGGAGAACAUUAGUGGUCUGUUUAUGAGCCGAGGAAGCGGGGCCACCACCCUGUCAGGUUCCAUCGCGGGCCUGGAGGGUGUUUCCCAGCUGGCCUUGCGGCGCGCCACCAGCAUGAGGAAGACUUUCACCACUGGAGUGGCGGCCGUCAAGAAGAAGUCCCUCUGCAUACAGAUCAAACUACAAGUGGACGCUCUGCUGGACACUGUGCGGAGGUCCAGGGUUCACUUUAUCCACUGCCUGCUGCCCAAUCCUGAUGCCCUGCGGGCAGGCAGAGGGGAAUUGGAGGCCCAGGGGGAGAGUGGAGACUCUGGCCUAAUGCAGCUGGAUGUGGCCCUGCUCCGGUCUCAGCUUCGCGGCUCCAAGCUGCUGGACGCUCUCAGAAUCUACAGACAAGGAUACCCUGAUCACAUGGUCUUCUCCGAAUUCUGCCGCCGCUUCGAUGUGCUGGCACCACACCUGACCAAGAAUCUUGGCCGCAACUACAUAGUGAAGGAUGAGAAGAAGGCUGUGGAGGAGCUGCUGGUGUUCCUGGACCUGGAGAAGAACAGCUAUCACAUGGGACUGAGCAGGUUGUUCUUCAGAGCGGGGACCUUGGCAAAACUGGAGGAGCAGAGGGAUGAGCAGACCAGACGCAACAUCACCCUAUUCCAAGCAGCCUGCAGUGGAUACCUGGCCAGACAGGCCUUCAAGAAGAGGGAGACCCAUGACCUGGCCAUCCGCUGCAUCCAGAAGAACAUCAAGAAGAAUAAAGGAGUGAAGGGCUGGCCCUGGUGGAAGCUGUUUACCACUGUACGGCCCCUCAUUGAGGUGCAGCUCACAGAGGAACAGAUCAGAGGAAAAGACGAGGAGAUCCAGCAUCUGAAGGGAAAGCUGGAGAAGACGGAGAAAGAGAGAAACGAAGUGAGAUUGAACAGUGAUCAACUGGAGAGCAGGAUCUCAGAGUUGUCAGCAGAGCUUGCAGACGAGAGGAACGCUGGAGAGUCGGCUUCUCAGCUGCUGGAGACCGAGACGUCUGAGAGACUGAAACUGGAGAAAGACAUGAAGGACCUGCAGGCUAUGUUUGACUUAAUGAAGAAGCAGAUGGAAUGUAUGGAGAUGGAGGUGACGGAGGCUCGUCUCAUCAGAACAGCAGAGCUCAAUGAGGACGUGGGCGAUGAUGACGAUUCAGGGGGAGAGUGGCGUCUGAAGUACGAACGAGCCAUCCGGGAGACUGAGUUCACCAAGAAGAGACUUCAGCAGGAGUUUGAAGACAUGCUAGAGACUGAGCAGCAGAGUAAAAGACCUCUGGAGAGGAAGCUGACUGACCUGCAGGCGGACAGCGAUGAAGUGCAGCGCUCUGUGCAGCAGCUGAAGAAGAAGUGUAGCAGACUGACGGCUGAGCUGCAGGACACCAAGCUGCACCUGGAGGGCCAACAGAGCCGCAACCACGACCUGGAGAAGAAACAGAGGAAGUUUGACUUGGAGCAGAGCCAGGCCCAGGACGAAGUGCUGAGAGAGAGGACACAGAGAGAGAAGCUGGGACGGGAGAGAGACAUGAUGACAGGGGAGUUGUUCAGUCUGUGCCAGCAGCUGCAGGACAAGGACAUGGAGCUGUGUGCCAUCCAGCUGAAGGUGGAGCAUCUGGAGGCAGAACUAAAGGACCUGUCAUCCCAGGAGUCCAAGGAUGAGGCGUCGCUGUCCAAGACCAAGAAGACGCUCCGCGACCUGGAAGCCAAGGUCAAAGACCAGGAGGAGGAGCUGGAUGAGCAGGCCGGGACCAUCCAGAUGCUGGAGCAGGCCAAGCUACGUCUGGAGAUGGGGAUGGUGGGUCUGCGGCAGGCCCACUCUAAAGACAUUGAUGGCAAGGAUGAGGAGGUGGAGGAGAUCAGGCAGUCCUGCAGUAAGAAGCUGAAGCAGAUGGAGGUACAGCUGGAGGAGGAGUAUGAUGACAAGCAGAAAGUCCUGCGUGAGAGGAGAGAGCUGGAGGCCAAGCUACUGUCUGCCAAGGACCAGGUGGGCUGCAGGGACGUGGAGACCGAGAAGAGGCUGAGGAAGGGCCUGAAACGCACCAAGGUGCUGCUGGCUGACGCCCAGAUCAUGCUGGACCACCUGAAGAACAACGCCCUCAGUAAGAGAGAGACCGCCCAGCUCAAAAACCAGCUGGAGGAGUCAGAGUUCAUGUGUGCGGUGGCGGUGAAGUCUCGUAAGAGCAUGGAGAUAGAGAUUGAGGACCUGCACAUCCAGAUGGAGGAAGUGGUCAAAGUCAAGAUGUCGCUUGAGGAGCAGGUGUCACGUCUGCAGAGGGAGAAGAAUGACCUGCAGUCUCGUAUGGAGGAGGACCAGGAGGACAUGAACGAGCUGAUGAAGAUACACAAGGCUUCCGUCUCCCAGUCUGCCAGAGACCUGGCCCAGAUCAGUGACAUCCAGGUCCAGCUAGAGGAAGCCAUGAAGGAGAAGCAGGAGAUCCAGGACAAGUUGCAGUCCCUGCAUAGCCAGCUGGAGUUCCAGGAGCAGUCCAUGGUGGAGAAGUCUCUGGUCAGCAGGCAGGAGGCCAAGAUCCGCGAGCUGGAGACCAAGUUGGAGUACGAGAAGACCCAGAUCAAACGCCUGGAGAGCCUGACGAGCCGUCUUAAGGAGAACCUGGAGAAGAUGACAGAGGAGAGAGACCACCGCGGGAAUGGAGAGAACAGGGAGAAGGAGCAGAACAAACGUGUGCAGAGACAGAUGAGGGACAUCAAAGAGGAGAUGGCUGAGCUGUCCAAGAAGGAAGCUGAGGCCAGCCGCAAGAAGCACGAGCUGGACAUGGACAUAGAGAGUCUGGAGGCAGCCAAUCAGAGCCUGCAGUUGGACCUCAAGCUGGCAUUCAAGAGGAUCGGAGACCUGCAGGCCGCCAUUGAAGACGAGAUGGUCGACAGUGACGGAGAAGAUGACCUCAUAAACAAUGGUGACGACUUGGACAUGGACUCAGAGGUGGAGGACCGUGUGGACGAUGUCAAGUCCUGGCUGUCCAAGAAUAAGGGAUCCACCAAGACCCUGUCAGCUGAGGGCCAUCUGAAGAGCUCCAGGAGACACCGCAGUGAAGAGGAUGAGAAGGAGAGGGGUUCCAGCAGACUCCCGGAAGGAAAGUGACAGUGAUGCAAUGCUGGCAGAGUCCACAGCGUAACAGAGACUAAUACUACAUCUCUCUCUCUAACCACCAUCCUACACGUACAUACCAGAGACAGAUGUACCAUCCUUUUAUAUGCUCCUAAUACCCCUCCCCCAUACCAUCCUCAUAUGCACAUAAGUGAGCAAUGCUAGCUAGCACCAGAGGCAAGGGCAGGGGAAAGUCAGAGUGCACAUACAACUUCUAUUGAAAUCAAACAUGUUAUAGCCAUUUUCACUUGCUACUAAGAGCUUUGAAAAGAACAAUCUCUCACAACAUCUCUCACAACAUAUUUUCCACCUCAACUCUACAGCUUUGAAGUGAUAUAAAUAGAGAUUAUCACCACUGGCUUAUUUAAGAUAGCCUAUGAAAAGCAGAUGCAUUCUUAAACUGUUGUAUUAUUUCAGCCAGUAGUUUUGAAAGUGGUGCUCACAAGCCAAAAGUGGACCCUGUUUUUUGGGUAGUACGUCAUAAUGUGAAAUGUUCUGAAUUUGGAUCCUGGAGUGCAUCUUUAAGCUCCUGUUGUCAUCUCUGUUUGAGGGCUGGAGAGCUUGUGGUUUAUUCAAAUGACUGUAUCAGGCUGUCUCCCUACAACCUGACUUCUCACUGCAAGUCCAUACACCUGACACUUCAGCAUAUCCUCCUUACCACUUAGAAAUGCACUUGUCUCCUCGACAUGUGUUUGGACUGUCUGCUCUUGCGCUUCAAGGAAUAUUUAGCCAAUAUCAGUGUAUAGAAGAAAGACAAGUAUUUAUCUUGCUUCAAUACUGUUUUGAUUUUUAAUGGUUCUUAGAGGAUGGGAGGGAAAGCUGCUGUGAAGGGAUAGGGCUUUAUGUCACAUGCGUUGGAUCUGGUACAUUUGCAUACAGUAGUUCAUGCUGGAAUGGUUUUGGUCUGGCUCGUUUGAAGCUCCGCCAUGCGUUUGUUUCUUCCUGUCAUGUCUGUUGGUUUUCAAAGGGAAUGCAUUUACUUUCUGCUAUGACGGGGGCUUUCUAGGGAUCUUGUUCUCUUUCUUUAGCUAUCAAGAUAUACAUGCACUGAAUAUCAGGGGAAAAAGGGGUUUUAUGAGGCAAAUUGUCAUAGUGCUAUAAGUCCCCUGUCCCUCAUGGGGGGAGGGGGGG
Salvelinus fontinalis (brook trout) is the source of this 7424-nucleotide messenger RNA. Its product is annotated as unconventional myosin-XVIIIa-like. Lineage: Eukaryota; Metazoa; Chordata; Actinopteri; Salmoniformes; Salmonidae. Bases 300 to 6287 code for a protein of 1995 amino acids. The transcript is spliced from 39 exons. Gene Ontology annotation, cellular component: myosin complex. The record is from RefSeq and is a predicted model, not a curated record. Gene Ontology annotation, molecular function: ATP binding; protein binding; cytoskeletal motor activity.